Stylophora pistillata is the source of this 2848-nucleotide messenger RNA. RefSeq lists its product as uncharacterized. The record is from RefSeq and is a predicted model, not a curated record. Lineage: Eukaryota; Metazoa; Cnidaria; Anthozoa; Scleractinia; Pocilloporidae.
AUGAAAUAUAUUAUAAAUAUUUUUAUAAGAAAAGAGUUGAUUUGUCUCAAACUUUGUCCUACUACCAUUCCAAUCUCGUUCCCAGAGCCUGCGUUUCUACUGGUCAGCACCCAGACAUUCGUUUAAGAGCCAUUGAAUUAGGGUCUUUCUGUGUUCUCCUUCAUCAGCGCGUCGUUGUUUAUCGAAGGUUUUCCGUAUAUCCAAAUGCAUAGUUGUCCAUACUGUACUAGUUUUCUUGGUAGAAGCUUCAAAAAGUUAUUACAUCAUAUCAAAUUUAUUCACAGUCAUGAACCAAACUUUAGCAUCACAUGCAGACAAUGCGGCCAGUCAUUUCGAAAAUUCAAUUCGUUCAAAUCCCAUAUCCAGAGAGAAGAGAAGAAGAAUGCACUGUUAAAUUUUGCGAACGUAAGUGAGCAAGGCGAUGAAGACGUAGAAGAUGAAAACUCUGAUGAAGAAGAUGGAGAAGACAACGAUUCAAAUGAAGACACAAACUACGUCGACGAUGUGACAAGAUUCUUGGCACUGUUUAUUUUAAAAACCAAAGAAGAAAAUCAACUAAGCCAACAGACAGUCAAUGCUAUUCUUGACAAUACAGGAGACCUAGUGGACAGUAGAUUAGUGGAAAUGAAAAACAAAGUGGUGGCAUGCCUUCAAAGCAGUGGAAUAGAAAUUGCUGAUGUUGAGGGCCUAUCUGGAGUACUUGAUGAGCCAAGUAUCUUCUCCCAAGCAAAACAACGUUUGCAGAAUGAAUACCAACAGAUGAAGUACUUUGUUGAGAAUUUUAACUUUGUGGAGCCACAGGAAGUCAUCCUCAAUCAAUAUGCUGAAUAUCGCUAUCUGCAAGGCAAGCAAAAACUCUGCCUGGUCAAGGAAACAUUUCAUUACAUCUCGAUACUGAAAACCCUACAAUCUUUGCUCAAUCAGGCAGAUGUUUUAUGUGAGGUUAUGAAUGGUCAUUCCUCAAAUGAUGGAAUUCUAAGAGACUAUUGUGAUGGUGAACAGUACAAAAUGCAUGCUCUUUUUGGACAACCUGGUAAUGCACUACUUCUUCAUUGUUACUAUGAUGAUUUUCAAGUAACAAACCCGCUUGGAUCAAAGACAAAAAAACAUAAAAUAGGAGCCUUUUACUUCAAUCUGGGAAAUCUUAGUCCAGAAUACCGUUCUGUUAUCAACUCAAUUCAGCUAAUUGCUUUGUGCCGAGUACCGCUCAUAAAAAAGUAUGGAAUGAAUAGGAUACUGCAGCCAUUCAUGCAAGACCUGCAUCAACUAGAGGCAGAUAGAGGUGUAACAUUUUGGAUAGAUGAACAAGAAAGAACAUUCAGUGGUUCCAUUGGACCUUAUUCAAGUGACAAUCUUGGGGCACAUUCUCUUGGUGGUUUUCAGGAGAGCUUUUCUGGUCUAAGGAUUUGUAGAAUUUGUAUGGCAACUAGAGAAGACACUAACACAAAGUUUACAGAAGCAGAUUUUCAAAUUAGAACAAGAGCAAUCCAUGACAGACAUUGCCGGCUUGUAGAAAAUGAUGCAAAUCUAGAAGCAACUUAUGGGGUAAAAACAAGAAGUGUUCUCAACCAGUCCCGUUACUUCCACAUUACUGAUGGACUUGUUCUUGAUGUCAUGCAUGACCAACUUGAGGGAGUGCUGCCCCUAGAAGUCAAGAUUCUGUUACAGAAGUACAUUCAAGAGGAAAAUUAUUUCACACUUGAAAUUGUGAAUGACAGAUUAGAAAGAUUGUGGUAUCCUCAAUCUGAUGCUAGCAAUAAACCAAGUCCUAUAAAGCCGCAGUCAUUGGCAAACAAUUCAAUGAGGAUUUCACAGUCAGCUCGGAUGUGGUGCCUGGCAAGAAUGUUUCCUAUACUUAUAGGAGACUUGAUUCCACAAAAUGAUGAGCACUGGGAAAACUUUUUGCGACUACUGAAAAUUGAAGAAAUUGUUUUUGCUCCUAAAGCAACACCACAGGUGGCUGCAUAUCUUGGAGUUCUCAUAGAGGAGUACCUAGAGGACUAUGUCAACCUCAAUGACCGGCUUCCAAUCCCAAAGCAGCAUUACAUGGUGCAUUACCCAAAUCAAAUUAUCAAAAAUGGUCCCCUAGUAAGAAACUGGGCCAUGAGGUUCGAGGCCAAACAUAACUACUUUAAAAAGCUGGUAGACAACGUCAACAAUUUCAAAAAUAUCACCUAUUCCUUGGCUAUGAGGCAUCAAGCCCUUCAGACUUAUCGAAUGCAAAGUUCACAAGGCAACUAUUUGAGAGUGUCUUUGGAAAUUGGACCUGCUGUUGGAAGGGUAACAACUGUUCAAGAAGCAGGAGUAGAAGAUGAGCUGCAAGAGGCAGACCCCCAAACUAAAGGCGACAGUUCACUGACACGCACAUCCUGGGUUAAAGUUUAUGGAACCAAAUACGUAAAGGGCGAUGUUAUUGUAAUUGACUACCACCAUGGCUUUCCAAUUUUGGGAAAGAUCCAAAAGGUUUUGGUUGUUGAGAGACACAUAGUUUGGUUUCAGUACCUUAAAAUAAAUGUUACUGAAUUUGUCUGUCAUUUAAAUGCUUUUAAAGUUCAGCAACUGAACGAAAUAAGAUAUAUUAAGCAAUCUGAGCUUCUAGAUUAUUACCCCCUUGGUCUCGUUAAGGGAUUUGGUUGCUAUGCCAACCAAGUCUUCGUGACAUUGAAAUACAGAUUGGAUCUUAUGCAGUAAUGAUAUUUUUGAUUACAUUUUGCUAUAUUGAUGCAUGUAAAUAAUACAGAAAAAAUCAUGAUAAAUAGUAUAUUGCAGAAUAGAAAGUAAAGUUUCUUAAAAUGGCUGCAAAAAUAUAAAGAAAAAUUAUUAAAAAGAAUAAUUACUUUUGUUUCAA